AUGGCGUCUUUCUCCGACUCGCCUCUGGAAAUUAUCGCGGAGAUAAUCGACGCUCUUCAGGAUGAUAUUGCCGCCUUGGAGGCAUGCUCUCAGACAUGCUCACUGCUUCUACCAUUGUGCCGCAAAUACAUCUUUCGAUCCAUCCAUAUCAGUGCUCGUUCCUACCCACAAAGAAGCCGUCCACGCCUCAUCAAAUUAUUCGGAAUUCUUCUCAAAAACAAUCCAGGAAUUUCAGAUUUGGUUCGGAAUUUCGUAUUCCGUAUGUGUUCGCCUGAUCUUGAAGAUGAUGAGGUGCCCUGGGUACUGGGAAGGCUUCACCAUCUUCAAUCUUUCGAGCUGGGGAUUGGUGACCCUACAACAAUAGAGUGGAAUGCAUUACGCCAACCCCUUCGAGACGUCUUAUUGCGUCUAAUCCAAUUGCCUUCCCUCUCCCGCUUGCGUAUAUCAUACAUCUAUGAUUUCCCAAUCACUGUCUUCUUUCCUUGCAUGAAUCUAGCCGACCUCACCUUGACCUGCAUCACAAAACCUACUAUGGCGGUGAGAUAUGAGGAAGAUAUUUCUGCACCGGAAGCCGCCCCACAGCUUCAGUCAUUUGCUUUCCGUCGGGACCGUGGUUCAUAUACAAUGUACCUUCUUAACGCCAGACGUCCCAAUGGCGUUCCUGUUCUAGACUUCAGUAAAGUUCGAACGUUGACCGUCGAGGCGGAUAGAGAGCAAGAUUUGGUGGCAAUCCACGCAUUGAUCAGGGCCACAAAGCAGCUUGAAACUCUGAAAUACACAACUGACAUAACCCAGGGAUACACAGGUUUUGCUGCAUCGAUGAACGCGUCAUCCCUGUCAACGUUGAGGACGUUGCGCCUUCAGCAUGACAUCGAAGAUGACAUUCAAGACCCUUUGUGUGGAAUCUGCGAGGAACUUAGCAUCAUUUCGGGGCGCAACGUGAUUGAAGAAAUAUUCCUGGACGUCGUCGUCCAAACUGACUGUCAGUGUAAAACCGGAAGUGAAUGGGGGGGAUUGGAUGCUGUACUCUCGCGUGGUUUCCCCAAGCUUCGCACCGUUUCACUCGACGUCGAAAUCUGUGUUUUCGCACCGUCCUCACCUCAAGCUGCGUUACAGGAACAGGUAAACGAGAUUCCGAGGAAGUACUUUCCAUGGCUGUCCAGUAACGUACAAGUAACGUUCAAAUUUUCAUCCGACGUGUAUUGGGUUUAA
Laccaria bicolor S238N-H82 is the source of this 1212-nucleotide messenger RNA. RefSeq lists its product as uncharacterized. The record is from RefSeq and is a predicted model, not a curated record. The transcript is spliced from 2 exons. The coding region runs from base 1 to 1212 and encodes 403 amino acids. NCBI's taxonomy places the organism in Eukaryota, Fungi, Basidiomycota, Agaricomycetes, Agaricales, Hydnangiaceae.